Messenger RNA from Cornus florida, 1659 nucleotides. Its product is annotated as spermine synthase. Gene Ontology annotation, cellular component: cytosol. The coding region runs from base 230 to 1312 and encodes 360 amino acids. The record is from RefSeq and is a predicted model, not a curated record. Gene Ontology annotation, molecular function: spermidine synthase activity. NCBI's taxonomy places the organism in Eukaryota, Viridiplantae, Streptophyta, Magnoliopsida, Cornales, Cornaceae. The transcript has 11 exons. Gene Ontology annotation, biological process: spermidine biosynthetic process.
UAUAGAACACAGCUCUUAACCCAUUUCCAUCUAAACAGUUGCUCGCUAGCGGAGGAGAGGGAAGCCGAAGAGUAAAAUCGAUCUCUUCGAUUCCUCUUUCCCGCCAUUGAUAUACACUAUAUAUAUCAUCAACAACGCAGCCAUUAACACCAGGCAUGUUCUCUCGCUUCUCCACUUUUUAAGCGGAUUCUGAUGUGAAAAUUGGAGCUGGAGAAGAAAAGUAUACUAUAUGGAGGGCAAAGCAGGAAGAGGGUUGGGUUGCCAGAAGAUUACGGAUGGAAAAGACUCGGAUAAGGCUAUGAUACCUUCUUGUUGCCUAAAGGCUAGGGCUUCAGACCCUGAACUUGAAGCUAAAUGCCAUUCAACAGUUGUCUCUGGAUGGUUCUCAGAACCUCGAUCGUGCUCUGCAGAUAUAGCUGGCAAGGAAGUGUAUUUCAACAACCCAAUGUGGCCAGGAGAAGCACAUUCAUUGAAAGCGGAAAAGAUUUUGUACAAGGAAAAGUCAGAGUACCAAGAGAUCCUGGUUUUUGAGUCUUCAACAUAUGGGAAAGUGCUUGUUCUUGAUGGCAUUGUACAGUUGACAGAGAAAGAUGAAUGUUCUUAUCAAGAGAUGAUAACUCAUCUUCCCCUUUGUUCAAUUCAAUCCCCCAAAAAUGUUCUGGUUGUAGGUGGCGGUGAUGGUGGAGUUCUUAGGGAAAUUUCUCGCCAUUGCUCUGUGGAGCUCAUUGAUAUCUGUGAGAUAGAUAAGAUGGUUAUAGAUGUUAGUAAGAAGUUCUUUCCAGAAUUAGCUGUUGGCUUUGAGGAUCCUCGUGUCAGACUUCAUAUUGGUGAUGCCGCUGAAUUUCUACGGCAUGCACCAGAAGGGAAGUAUGAUGCGUUAAUUGUAGAUUCAUCGGACCCUGUGGGUCCUGCUCAAGAACUUGUGGAAAGGCCCUUUUUUGAGACAAUGGCUAGAGCACUAAGGCCUGGUGGUGUUCUUUGUAACAUGGCAGAAAGUAUGUGGCUUCAUACCCAUCUAAUUCAGGAUUUGAUAUCUAUUUGCCGCAAAACAUUCAAGGGUUCUGUUCAUUAUGCUUGGGCAAGUGUUCCUACAUAUCCGAGCGGGGUGAUUGGAUUUCUGAUAUGUGCAACGGAGGGCCCACCUGUGGAUUUUAAGAAUCCUAUCAAUCCAAUUGAGAAGCUAGAGGGAGCAGUCAAUUAUCGUAGAGAACUUAGGUUUUACAACUCUGAGAUUCAUACAGCUGCUUUUGCGUUGCCAUCAUUUCUGAAGAGGGAAGUGAGUUUUCUUCGUGAUUCUCCAACCCCAGCAUAAGCAAAUUGUAUUUCCAAUUUGACCCACAGAAGCUCCUUUAUUUUUUUGUUUUUCCUUUUUCUUUACCUCACAAAUAUAAGUACACUCACAUCUGGGAUAGACUGGAGGUGACUAUGAAGUAGUUUAUGUACUAAGUAUAGAGGUAGGAAUAGACUGAAGUGUGUUGAGCAUAGAGGUAGUCAUGAGCUUUGUUUUGAGGUAUAGUGAAGAGUUGAACUUCAGAAUUGGUUAUUUGUGCAGUUUGAACAAUUAUAUUGCUGAUGACCUAUCAUUAUUACCUAAUAGUUUUUGAGACGUAAUGUUUCGUCACUGAUCUGGUCCAAAGUAGACAUUUUCUUUUGAUCUAA